UCCUAAUCCAGACUGGUUUCGAUUUUUUUCUCCAAUAUCUCCACAUCGUAUCCCAUUCUCUUCCCUUCCCCCCCCCCUUUUUUCUUCUUUCUUUCUACGCUGUAAUAGAGGAUUAGAUCUGGGAGAUCGUCUUGUUCUUCUUUUUGUAUUUCUCCCCAAGGUCUUUCUUUACCUGUGCCUCGUUCGCACUGUGUUACUCUUCUCUUAUUUGAUUCCCUGUAUUGCCACUCGAUAGAGACACGGGGAUUUUUCUUCUCACGGUUUCUUUCCUUUUGUCCAGCUUUGUACAGAAGAAAAGAAAUUUUCAGUGUUAAACGACAGCGAACAACGUCUUCGCUUCCCAAAUACAUCUGAAAAGUGCUCCGCUUGAAUCUCAACACAUCCGAAAUACCGCAAAUAUGGCCGACGGCUUGAAGAUGGGAAACCUCUCCCUUAACGAGUCUCAACACGCUCCUGCCCCCCAAACGGGUCGCGCCGCCUACAUCCCUCCCCAUCUCCGCCAACGCCAGAUGGGUGGAAACAUGGACGGUGCCCCUGCCCCUGCUCCUGCUGGCCCUGCCCCCGUUGCCCCUACUGGCCCUGCCGGUCCUGCCAACUCCUGGGCUUCUAGAGGCGGUCCUCGCGGCGGCAACUGGGCUAACGCUAACGCCCCUGAUUUUAGCCCUCGCGCCCCCACCAACGGUAACACUAGCUGGAGCCCUCAAGAAGCUCAACGCCGGCCCUUUAACCCAAAUGCUUACGGAAACCCAGGUCACGGAGGCGGCUCCUACGGAGGAGGAGGUGGUGGUGGUUCUGCCCGAGGCUCUGGAGAUGGCCAGUGGCGUGACGGCAAGCACAUCCCCGGCCCUGCCAACGCCCGUGUCGAGCGCGAAUUGUUCGGUGUCCCCAACGACCCCACCAAGCAGAACACCGGUAUCAACUUCGCCAACUACGACGACAUCCCCGUGGAGGCUUCCGGUCAAGAUGUUCCGGAGCCCGUCAACGCAUUCACCAACCCCCCCUUGGAUGACCACCUUAUCGCGAACAUUACCCUUGCUCACUACCAGACCCCCACUCCCGUGCAGAAGUACUCCAUUCCCAUUGUCAUGAACGGUCGUGAUUUGAUGGCUUGCGCUCAGACUGGUUCCGGAAAGACUGGUGGUUUCCUGUUCCCCAUUUUGUCCCAGGCUUUCCAGAAUGGACCUUCCCAGGCCCCCGCUCAGGCCGGUGGUCAGUUCGGCUAUGGCCGUCAGCGCAAGGCUUACCCGACUUCCCUCAUCUUGGCUCCGACUCGUGAACUUGUCUCUCAGAUCUUCGACGAAGCCCGCAAGUUCGCCUACCGCUCCUGGGUGCGCCCCUGCGUUGUGUACGGUGGUGCCGACAUCGGUUCCCAGCUCCGUCAGAUCGAGCGCGGCUGUGAUCUGCUGGUUGCUACUCCCGGUCGUCUUGUCGAUCUUAUCGAGCGUGGCCGCAUCUCCCUCGUCAACAUCAAGUACCUGAUUCUGGACGAGGCCGAUCGCAUGUUGGACAUGGGUUUCGAGCCCCAGAUUCGUCGCAUUGUUGAAGGCGAGGAUAUGCCCUCUGUCACUGAUCGCCAGACUCUCAUGUUUUCCGCCACUUUCCCCCGUGACAUCCAGAUGCUGGCCCGUGAUUUCCUGAAGGACUACGUUUUCCUCUCGGUCGGUCGUGUGGGUUCUACCUCGGAGAACAUCACCCAGAAGGUCGAGUACGUUGAGGAUCACGACAAGCGCUCCGUUCUUCUGGAUAUCCUCCACACUCAUGGCACAACCGGUCUGACCCUCAUCUUCGUUGAGACCAAGCGUAUGGCCGACUCUCUGUCCGACUUCCUUCUCAACCAGCGCUUCCCCGCCACCGCUAUCCACGGUGACCGCACCCAGCGUGAGCGUGAGCGUGCCUUGGAAAUGUUCCGCUCCGGUCGCUGCCCCAUCCUUGUUGCCACUGCUGUCGCUGCUCGUGGUCUCGAUAUCCCCAAUGUCACCCACGUCAUCAACUACGAUCUGCCCACCGACAUCGACGACUACGUCCACCGUAUCGGUCGUACCGGUCGUGCGGGUAACACCGGUAUCGCUACUGCCUUCUUCAACCGUGGCAACCGUGGUGUUGUCCGCGACCUGAUUGACCUUCUGAAGGAGGCUCACCAGGAGGUUCCCUCGUUCCUUGAGAGCAUUGCUCGCGAGGGCAGCGGAUAUGGCGGUCGUGGUGGUCGUGGUGGCCGUGGCCGUGGCUCCUCGAAUGCUACCCGCGACGUGCGUCGUAUGGGCGGCGGCAUGGGCGGCCCUCCCUCCUUCGGCGGCGGCGGUGGCAGCUACGGUGGAGGCGGUGGCAGCUACGGCGGCGGUGGUAGCUUUGGCGGUCCCCCCUCUUAUGGAGGCGGUGGUGGUGGUGGCUACGGCGGCGGUGGUGGCGGCGGUGGCUACGGUGGUGGUGGUAGCUACGGCAACCCGUCCGGCCCUACUGGACCCUCUUCCUGGUGGUAA
Molecule: messenger RNA, 2477 nt
Organism: Aspergillus heteromorphus CBS 117.55
Lineage: Eukaryota; Fungi; Ascomycota; Eurotiomycetes; Eurotiales; Aspergillaceae
Product: DEAD/DEAH box helicase
Exons: 3
Coding region: 399-2477 (692 amino acids)
Cellular component (GO): nucleus
Molecular function (GO): ATP binding; RNA helicase activity; RNA binding
Source: RefSeq, a predicted model, not a curated record